CCUAUUCAAAAUUUCAAACUCACCAUGCUAAGGAACCUGAAAAUCUUAAUCAAUGUUACUUCCCGGAAUUCUCUUUAUAUAUGCUUACUCCAACAUCAAUAAUUUUACUUCCAUUAUAUGAUAAUCAUUUCAAUGCAAUGGCAUCAGCAGCAUCUUCUGCACUUCUACAGCCACAGCAACAACAAUCAGGAGAAACUAUUUCAUCUCCAAGCUCUAGUGCUUGGAAAUCUUCAGGAUCUAUUGGCCCGUUUUUUGCUGUGAUCAUUGUUCUUACCAUUCUUGCUGUGCUUUCUUGCUACUUGACUCGCAUGUGUAAUCGAAGGGAACCUACCCCAUUGGAGAGUAUCAAAGGUAGAGGUUGUUUUGGAUGGGUGAAACGUCGGUGUCGUCGAUGUAUGAGUAGAGAUGUUGAAGUUGGAGGCGUUGGGGCUAAGGUUAUGGUUUGUGAUGAAGAAGUGGAGAAUGAUUGCAAGGUCAAAGAUGGUGAUGUUCAAGUUUAGUUUUUCUUUUUCAUAGGUAGAUGUUUGUAUAAGAGAUCGAUCGAAUAUUGGACUUCUUAUAUAUAAUUUCUUCAAUGUCUAAAUCCUUAGCAAAUUAAUGUCUAUUACAAUUUA
Molecule: messenger RNA, 614 nt
Organism: Medicago truncatula (barrel medic)
Lineage: Eukaryota; Viridiplantae; Streptophyta; Magnoliopsida; Fabales; Fabaceae
Exons: 1
Coding region: 81-500 (139 amino acids)
Source: RefSeq, a predicted model, not a curated record